AUGAGUAGAAAGAAAGAGUUCUCCUUGUUGAAUGAGAGGGAUGAAAAACUUAAAAGAAAAAUGAAAUCCAUGAGGCACUCAGCUAAGCUACAACAAGAGGAUUUUACAGAACCAAGUCAGAGAGACAGUGAUUUGUGUCGUAUGUCAAAAACUGUGAGUGUGGGAGCAUUUUGUGAUGAUGUGAAGGAUGAAGACACUGAUUUUUUCUGUUUCUCUUCAACAGAAACCAAAACUUACUUUAAACUUGGGCUGUCUGGUGACAACUCAGAAAGACUUGCAAGGCCCUUCAGUCACAGUACUGAAGAGAGAAACGUUCAGCACCCAUUUCCUCCAGAUGGUGGGCUAUGGGAUGAACCAGCUCUGACUCCAUCAGCUGCCACGCAGAACGACACUGGGGAAGAUCUUGAUGAAGCUUUGUGCAUAGCUCUUUAUAAUCUUGGCCACUUCCAUGGUGCAGACAAGGUGCUGGAAUACUUGGAAUUGAAAGUGAAGCGCGAAAGAGACAAAGUUACAGAAACUGCAGAGAGAACAUUUCAGGAACUUAUUAAUCUCUUGUUAAGGAAAAAGAAAUUGUUUGCAGAAUUGGUGGAGAACAUCAACAGCUACGGAGAUAGUAUUGUAAAAGCUAAGGAAGCCCUUGAAGAGAAGAAAAAGCGUUUGAUUGGUGCUAUUAGGACUGCAAAGGAAGUUAAAUUUUCGCAUUCCCCAAGAAACUCUUGUGAUCUCACUCGGGUUAUUUAUGAUUUGAAGUUGUCAGUUGAAGCUGAGCUCUCAAGAGUGGACAAUUUGAAGGAACAAAUAUUUUCAAGAUUGUUCCCAAACACUUGCGAGAGUCCAUCUUUGGUACAACAUUUGGGCAAGAUGAAAUGGGGAACGACAGGGAAUGAAGAUAAUGGACAAGGUCCUCUUGUCCAUGAUGACCCUAAAGAAACAGCUGAUGUCAUAAUAGAAGAAAUACUGGAAGAUGACUCGGAAGGUUUAACAGAGUUGGUGUUUGUAAGCCAUGUUGUAAAUCCAUGCCAUUUCUAUGUUCGGAGAUACUCACAGAAGAAAGAAGCACUGGCUUUGGAGAAGAAACUGGAAAACUUUUGUUGUAACAGGGGUUCAUAUCUCCUGCCUUCAGAUGUUUUGGAACUAGGUGCUAGAAUUUUUAUUAAGAAUAAGGAAACUGGAAUGUGGUGCCGUGGAACUAUCACUGAACUAAUUCCCCUAGAGAGUAAAAAUCCGAGGAAGCCUUGUGGUCCAAUAAGAUACAGAGUUUGUGAUAUUGUGCUGCUGAAAGUAUUCCUGACUGAUUUUGGAAGCUCCAUGGUUUUGAUUUUCUCAGGAUACAAUCCGACCAAAAGGGCUGACCUUGCUGCUCUGCAGACUGUCAGAACAGAGGACAUUUGCCUGUUUAUAAGGAAGCCUGAUAAGCUUAUUGAGACAGAACUUGCAGCUGUUCCUCCUUUAGCAGUGCGAUGUUCAUUGAAGGAUGUUGUUCCCAAAAAUGCAGAUAAGCGCUGGGGAGAGGAAGCAAAGACAACAUUGUUAGAAAUGGUAAACAAUAAAGUCUUUUCAAUGAUCGUAUUCAGAGAAGUGGAUGGUGUCCUCAUUGUGGAUUUGAGAAAACCUGCAUUUAAUGAAGUAAGCAGUAAUAUGCCAGCAUCUCUCAAGGAUGCAUUAGUUUACUUAGGCUUGGCAAGGUGAGUUUGAUUUUGACUGAAUUUAUGCAAAACUUUGCUUCCCAGUCUGUCAGAAAACAAUACCAUCUUGCGCUACAGUCCACCUAAUCUUCCACAAGAAGGAGAAGAAAUCUUUGUUGUAGUUUGUCACAUUAAUAGUCCAAGUGAUUUCUACCUCCAGUUGACAGAGAACCUGGAAUCAACAGCUCUUUCAGAGAAAAUUCAGGAGGUAUAUAAAUGUGAGCAUGGGAAAAACUUGGGAAUUUUCUGCCCAGUUGAAGGCCAAGCCUGUAUUGCAAAGCAAGAGGAUGGGAAUUGGUACAGAGCACAGAUUAUAGGGCUGCCAAGUUGUCGAGAAGUUAUGGUAAAAUAUGUUGACUAUGGCAAUGUUGCUACCUUAACCCAUGAAGAUGUACGCAGAGUGAAGAAGGAGUUUCUGAGCUUUCCAGAAAAGGCAAUCAGGUGUAGGCUGGCUUACAUAGAGCCUUUUAAAGGGGCGAGUGAGUGGAACAGAAAAGCCAAGGAAAGAUUUGAAGAAAUGACUGGAGAUAAAUUUAUGCUGUGUUCAGUUAUUGAAAUUUUAGAUAAUAACAUCUUAUCUAUUGAACUCUUUGACUCCUCUGCUGAUAACAGAACAAAUUUCAGUAUUAACUACCAGCUGGUUGAAGAAGACUUAGCGUCCUACGUAUCUGGGAACAAUGAAGGUACUGCAGCAAGGCCCAGUGAAAUAUGGGAUGAUCCUCUAGAAGAAACCCCUAAAACCUUGGAAGUUUUAAAUCCUACAGACGUGGAACCUGUGGAUGAAGAAGAUUCCAGAUCACUUUUUAAUAAAGAGCUACAUGGGAGAAUUAGUCACGUUGUGUCUCCUAGUAAAAUUUUUGUACAAUUGCUGUCAUCAGAAAGUACACUGAAAAGUUUGCAGGAGGAGAUGGCUUCCAUCUACAAAGAAUCCCAGCCACCAUCUGUGAAGUGGGAAAGUGAUAUGCACUGUGCUGUUCACAUACAUGAUGUGGGACAGUGGCAAAGAGGUCAAAUAAGCAGGAUUGUCUCUGAAACAACAGCAGAGGUAAUACUUUAUGAUUAUGGAACUGAAAAAACAGUGGAGACCAGCUGUCUAAGAAAACUUGAGGAAAAUUUGAAGAUAAUUUCAACAUUAGCAAUAGAAUGUUCAUUGACAGACAUAAGACCAACAGGUGGAACCACACAGUGGACAGCAACAGUGUGUGAAUUCUUAGCCUGUUACCUAACUGGAGCACAAGUGAAAAUAAUCGUACAGGAAAGUGAUGUGGCUGAUGUAUUGCCUGUGAAAAUUCUUUGUGAAGAUAAAACAGGAAACAUGAUUGAUACUUCCGAAUACCUUAUUGGACAGGGUUUGGCUCUUAGAAACAGAAGAACGCGUGAAGCUGAUGUGGCUCCCUCAGUCUCCAAGGAACAGCUUAAAGCACCUUUAGAGCAAGAGAACACACAGGUGGAUACUUCGAAUUCCAGAAUUGCCUGUGCAAGAAACGGAGCUGUCCCAGAGGAAAACAUCACUGUUUCAGAGAGUGAGCAAAAAUCAUCCAAGACAGACAAGUCACUGCUGCAUUCAGGAAUGGAUGAAAUAUAUACAUCUCCCAUUGUACCUGAAGCAAGAGUUUUUCCAGCUGUAGUGAGUUGCAUUGGAAACGAUGGAACUAUUUAUAUAAUACCAAAAUCAUCUGAAACUAUGCUAAGCAAACUGAUGACUGAAAUCCAAAGCACCUUCAAAGGCCUUGGUCUUCUGAUACCCUACUGGUGGAAAAAGGGAGAAGCUUGUGUUGUAAGAGGAUCAGAUAGCAUGUGGUAUCGAGGUAAAGUUGUAGAAGUCAGUGGUGGUACUCUCCAGGUGCAGUACAUAGACCAUGGUUACAUAGAGAGCAUUCCUCAGUGUCAUCUGUAUCCAACUACACUGUAUACUGCUAUUCCUCCAUUUUGCAUCCCAUGUCAGCUCUACAAGACGUUACCGAUUGGAAAUUUUUGGCAGCAGGAUGCAGUAGAAUGCCUUCAAGAACUACUUACAAAUGAAGAGGUUGAAAUACAUGUUCAGGAAUUACCUGAUAACCCAUGGGGGAAAUUGUCCAUUGACCUGUAUUUUGGUGGAAUGUCACUUUCAUCCUUCCUGGCACACCAGAAGUACUGUGUUGCUGAAGAUGGUCAGGGGACACAGAACCUGGAGCUGUUUGAAGAAGACACUGCUCUUGUGCCUUCAUAUGUGUUGCCACUACUACCUGUUCCAGGAGAUACCUUUUCUGUCAGAGUUACCCAUCUGGUGUCCCCUAAGGAGGUCUAUAUUUGCUGUGAUCCUCCUGAGAACCCUGUGGAGCAGUGUGCCGCAGAGGGAGCUGCCAGCUGCAACUCAGAGAGCCUUGAUGAAACCCUGAAGUGGUGCAACAAAAUUGUGAAGUCUUUUCCUCUUCUAACAGACUUCAAAGAAGAACUGCCCUGCCUUGCAGAAUAUGUGGAUGGUAUAUGGUAUAGAGCAAAGAUGCUCUCCAUUGCACAGCCUGACCCUCUUCUGAUCCUGGUUCAGUUUGUUGACUAUGGUAGUUACCAAGUUGCCCCAACAAGCAA
Messenger RNA from Acanthisitta chloris (rifleman), 4253 nucleotides. RefSeq names its product ring finger protein 17 (gene RNF17). The annotation marks the transcript as partial. The record is from RefSeq and is a predicted model, not a curated record. The transcript is spliced from 33 exons. NCBI's taxonomy places the organism in Eukaryota, Metazoa, Chordata, Aves, Passeriformes, Acanthisittidae.